AUGUCCUCUGGCUCCAAGCAAUCCUCCAAGAAACGGUCAGCAGAUCAUCUCGACUCUGCAACCCCUGGACCGUCUUCAAAGUCCCAGAAGCGCAAGUCGCACUCUUCGCAUUUUCGCUGGAUAUUACCCUCUCUCGGAACAAAACGCUCCUGCUUGCACGGCCUCAGUCAUGAGCCGCGCCCGUCCACCAAGGUCGCCGCCUUUGAUCUUGACGGCUGCCUCAUAACGUCCUCCUUUCCCAAGAAGGGCACUCCACCAACGUUCGAAUGGUGGAACAAAAGGGUGCCCGCAAAGCUCAAGGACGUACACGACCAAGGGUACUCGGUAGUCAUCAUCACCAACCAAGCCCUCCGCACCACGGCCCUAAUCAACGACUGGAAGAAGAAGAUCCCUCUCAUCGCAGCUGCACUCCCGGAUGUCCCUUUUCGCAUUUUCGCGGCCACCGAGAAGGAUGGAUAUCGAAAGCCUAUGCCGGGCAUGUGGCAGGAGCUUGAGCGCAUAUAUGCAGGCGACGGGGUCCAGAUAGACCUCUCAGAGUCAUUUUUCGUUGGUGAUGCUGCUGGACGCAAAGGCGACCACUCAUCGACAGACAGGAAGCUUGCACUUAAUCUUCGCCUGCCAUUCUAUACGCCAGAGGAGUAUUUCUUAGGACUUCAAGGAGCCCCAUACACAUUACCUGGGUUUAAUGUGUCGUCUUUACCAGCGGAGGAACCCCUACUAGAACCGUCUGACCCCCCUCUAGUACCUGCUCUCUCUACCCCCGAGCUGGUACUGCUUGUAGGGUAUCCGGCCUUAGGAAAGUCUUCCUUCGUCCGCAACCACUUCGACCCCGCGGGUUAUGUGCACGUCAACCAAGAUUCAUUGAAGACGCGUGACAAGUGUGUCAAGGCCGCCGGGGAAGCUCUACAAAACAAACAGAGUGUUGUUGUGGACAACACAAACCGCAACGUAGCGACCCGCAAGUACUACCUCGAUCUCGCCAAGAAGCACAAAGUCCCUACCCGUUGUCUCAUCUUCACGGGUUCCAUGGAGUUGGCAUGGCACAACAACCUCUACCGAGCGUUCAACUUGCCUCCAGAGCAGGCCGCCUCGGAGCCCAAACGCGAGCUCUUGCCAUUCAACGCGUUUACCAGCUUCCGCGCCGCGUACGAGGAGCCCACGACCGAUGAAGGAUUCACCGAAGUGCGCAGGGUCAAUUGGGUAUUCGAAGGGGACAAAGAGGCGCGACGACGGUGGAGCAUGUGGUUGCAGAUCGAUGGCAAGUAA
Epithele typhae is the source of this 1266-nucleotide messenger RNA. RefSeq names its product PNK3P-domain-containing protein. Gene Ontology annotation, biological process: DNA repair. The record is from RefSeq and is a predicted model, not a curated record. Gene Ontology annotation, molecular function: polynucleotide 3'-phosphatase activity; double-stranded DNA binding; ATP-dependent polydeoxyribonucleotide 5'-hydroxyl-kinase activity. The transcript has 11 exons. Bases 1 to 1266 code for a protein of 421 amino acids. NCBI's taxonomy places the organism in Eukaryota, Fungi, Basidiomycota, Agaricomycetes, Polyporales, Epitheliaceae.